AUGGCGCGGGCCGGCGCCCCCCGCUCCCCGGGCCCCGAGCCGCCGCGCCGCCGCGGCCGCCAGCGCUACGUGGAGAAGGACGGCAGGUGCAACGUGCAGCAGGGCAACGUGCGCGAGCCGGGCCGCUACCUGACCGACCUGUUCACCACGCUGGCCGACCUGCAGUGGCGCCUCAGCCUGCUCUUCUUCGUGCUCGCCUACGCGCUCACCUGGCUCUUCUUCGGCGCCAUCUGGUGGCUGGUGGCCUACGGCCGCGGCGACCUGGAGCACCUGGGCGACGCGGCGUGGACGCCGUGCGUCAACAACCUCAACGGCUUCGUGGCCGCCUUCCUGUUCUCCAUCGAGACGGAGACCACCAUCGGCUACGGGCACCGCGUCAUCACCGACCAGUGCCCCGAGGGCAUCGCGCUGCUGCUGCUGCAGGCCAUCCUGGGCUCCAUGGUGAACGCCUUCAUGGUGGGCUGCAUGUUCGUCAAGAUCUCGCAGCCCAACAAGCGCGCCGCCACGCUCGUCUUCUCGUCGCACGCCGUGGUGUCGCUGCGCGACGGGCGCCUGUGCCUCAUGUUCCGCGUGGGCGACCUGCGCUCGUCGCACAUCGUCGAGGCCUCCAUCCGCGCCAAGCUCAUCCGCUCGCGCCAGACGCUGGAGGGCGAGUUCAUCCCGCUGCACCAGACCGACCUGAGCGUGGGCUUCGACACGGGCGACGACCGCCUCUUCCUCGUGUCGCCGCUCGUCAUCAGCCACGAGAUCGACGCCGCCAGCCCCUUCUGGGAGGCGUCGCGCCGCGCCCUGGAGAGGGACGACUUCGAGAUCGUCGUCAUCCUCGAGGGCAUGGUGGAGGCCACCGGAAUGACGUGCCAAGCUCGGAGCUCCUACCUGGUGGACGAGGUGCUGUGGGGCCACCGGUUCACGUCGGUGCUCACGCUGGAGGACGGCUUCUACGAGGUGGACUAUGCCAGCUUCCACCAGACCUUCGAGGUGCCCACACCGUCGUGCAGCGCCCGGGAGCUGGCCGAGGCUGCCGCCCGCCUAGACGCCCAUCUUUACUGGUCCGUCCCCAGCCGGCUGGAUGAGAAGGUGGAGGAGGAGGGGGCCGGGGAGGGCGCGGGCGGAGGGGCUGGCGCGGACAAGGAGCAGAACGGCUGCCUGCCGCCCCCGGAGAGCGAGUCCAAGGUGUGACCAGUUUUCCUCCAGACCCCUGUGGCAGGGCCAGACACCGGUACCUGGGAGCUGGAUGGCGCGGGCGGAGGAGGAGGCAGGCAAGGCCCCCCCCCCGGGGACGCGCUGAGGCCGGAGAGCCCCCUCAGAAUGGCAAGCCCAGAAUCCAGCGGACGGCGCGGGGCCUGGUUUCGGGAGGACGGACG
This is a messenger RNA of Panthera uncia (snow leopard), 1364 nucleotides long. RefSeq names its product potassium inwardly rectifying channel subfamily J member 9 (gene KCNJ9). Gene Ontology annotation, biological process: regulation of monoatomic ion transmembrane transport; potassium ion import across plasma membrane. The coding region runs from base 1 to 1179 and encodes 392 amino acids. The transcript has 2 exons. Gene Ontology annotation, molecular function: G-protein activated inward rectifier potassium channel activity. NCBI's taxonomy places the organism in Eukaryota, Metazoa, Chordata, Mammalia, Carnivora, Felidae. Gene Ontology annotation, cellular component: plasma membrane. The record is from RefSeq and is a predicted model, not a curated record.